CAUCGGCGUUCGGAUCGUCAUUGCUAUCGCUGUCAAUCAUGGUGCGCCUAAAACAUCGGUACGUUUUGGUUGAGAUAUUGUGGAAAGACUGGCAAAAUCCACAUAUUUUGGAGCUCCCCGUUGCAGAAAAAGACAUUUACGCGUGCGUGAGAAAAGCUGUGCACACCUUGCACGGGGACUUUGGCCUCGGCGUCACGAAGUUCAACCUCGCCAUCAAGUUUUUCAACCCACACACACGUGUCUUUUUGCUGCGGACCCGGAGAGGCGCGCACACUUUGACUUUGUCCGCGCUUCCAUUUGUGAAAAAGAUCAAAGACCAAGUGGCGACUUUGAGAGUUCUGAAGCUCACGGGAACCAUCAGGUCAUGUUUGAAAUAUCUGAAAAAGUACGACUGUAGCGUCUUGCUUAGCGUCUUGAACAGGUGCGACAGCGUCGAAGCAAAACGUGGAGUCAAGAAAAAGAUUGCCGAAGUGUACGACUCGCUGCAGAGUAAAGGAGGCGUGCGCCCAAGCUAAAUAAUGAAUGUCAACUGCUGUCUUAUGAAGCUGAUUUUGAUGUGAACGUGUUGCAUCGCGAGUUCUGCUGCUGCAUUUUCUUCUGCGCAGUUUGUGCGUGCGUCAUGCGAGCCACGGUCAUGUAUGUUCACGAUAGUUCGGAACUAGCAACAGGCUUGCAGUUUUCAAAAAUGUUACCGAUAAAGGCAACGUAGUGAUCUUAGUGCAACAUUUCGUUUUCCACAAAAAUAUACACCCAUUUUGUUCAUUCA
Messenger RNA from Dermacentor andersoni, 766 nucleotides. It is a transcript of the gene Pop5, whose product is annotated as POP5 ribonuclease P/MRP subunit. Gene Ontology annotation, biological process: tRNA 5'-leader removal. Gene Ontology annotation, molecular function: ribonuclease P RNA binding. Gene Ontology annotation, cellular component: ribonuclease P complex. Lineage: Eukaryota; Metazoa; Arthropoda; Arachnida; Ixodida; Ixodidae. The record is from RefSeq and is a predicted model, not a curated record.